CGAUCUCGGGUGAUUUCCUAUCUACAUGAUGUGUCACGCUCACAGGGAUCAUUCUAGGUCUCUCGACACUCUUCUCCCACUCUCUUCAGUCCCAGAGUGUUUUGAGAGUUGUGAAAAAUGGCCGAGGCUGCACCUCCGAAUGCUGAGCUCUUGGAGUGGCCGAAGAAGGACAGGCGCCGCUUACUCCACGCCGUUUACCGGGUCGGCGAUCUCGAGCGCACGAUCAAAUUUUAUACGGAAUGCUUUGGCAUGAAGUUGCUGAGGAAAAGGGACAUUCCUGAGGAGAAGUACUCCAAUGCCUUCCUGGGAUUUGGCCCUGAAGAAUCUCACUUCGUAGUGGAGUUGACAUACAAUUAUGGAGUGAGUUCUUAUGAUAUUGGAACUGGCUUCGGACAUUUUGCCAUUGCGACUCAAGAUGUGUACAAGAUGGUUGAAGACAUCAAGGCCAAGGGUGGCACAGUCACAAGGGAGCCUGGUCCAGUGAAAGGUGGAACGACUGUCAUUGCUUUUGUGAAGGACCCGGAUGGUUAUAUCUUCGAGCUAAUCCAAAGAGGUCCAACUCCAGAACCACUUUGCCAAGUGAUGCUUCGAGUUGGUGAUUUGGAGCGCUCAAUUAAGUUUUAUGAGAAGGCAUUGGGCAUGAAACUGUUGAGGAAAAAGGAUAAUCCUGAGUACAAGUACACCUUGGCCAUGAUGGGUUAUGCUGAUGAGUAUGAGACAACUGUGCUGGAGCUCACCUAUAACUAUGGUGUGACUGAGUAUACCAAGGGCAAUGCAUAUGCACAAGUUGCCAUCAGCACUGAUGAUGUCUACAAGAGCGGUGAGGUAGUUAAGCUGGUUACCGAAGAGCUUGGUGGGAAAGUAACUAGACCGCCAGGACCAGUUCCUGGGAUCAACACCAAAAUUACCUCUUUCCUAGAUCCAGAUGGUUGGAAAACUGUCCUGGUUGACAAUGAAGACUUCCUGAAGGAACUGCAGUAGAAAGCUUGUGAUGGUGUGAGAGCCCAAUGCAAUGAGCAGAUGUGUAAUCUUUUCAAUCUGAUAUAAAUAAAUGUAGCUUGUGUUGGGCAUCAACUACCAAAUACCACGGCCUGCUUAGUACUGGUGCUUGGCCAUGAGGUAUUGGACUCGUGUUCUCUACUUGUAUCUUGGUGCUCAUGUCUGAUGGAUAGUUUUAUGCAUCGCGAUUGUAAGAUGUGACCACAUUAGAACUCUGGCCUCAUCCUAGCUGGAAUUAUUUUGAGGAUGUAAACUAUCUGCUGAAACGUCCAUCGAUUAUUCCUAGGUUGGUAGGGUUUAAGUUUGCUGAUAAUCACUUGGCCUUCGACCCUUUUAAACGGUAAAGCACGCUUGUCUUUCGACUUUUUUCCAUAUAUAUCAAGUCUUGAGAUGUUUCCCCUUUGCAAACACUUGCUUGUGCAGCAUGUGGGCUGAUUUGACUGUGUCCAAGCUCAUAGGCAAGCUCAAAACUAUGUUUGACCUGCAUUCUCUUAUUGUAUAUUCUACUACUUAGCCCUGGUAAAUGUGCAAGGCCUCCACUACCGGGGACUCUUGCAUGAAUAACUUGUGCUUCACUAGUCAGAUUAGCGUGAUAACUGUUGGCUUUUCAAAAGUUAUGCCUCUGGAUCGGAGCGGGUAGACAAUGCGCUGUAAAAACCAGACUAGAUCAUCUAGUUUGAUCGGAUGGUAAUCCGGUCUCGGGUCGAUUUUGGCCUACUUAACCUGGUUCGGUGGCAUGGCACUUGAGGACCUGGUUUGAUCUUCAGUAUUAGUUUGAAAGUACUUCAAAUCGGAGAAGCUGGUUGGU
Molecule: messenger RNA, 1807 nt
Organism: Rhodamnia argentea
Lineage: Eukaryota; Viridiplantae; Streptophyta; Magnoliopsida; Myrtales; Myrtaceae
Product: lactoylglutathione lyase GLX1
Exons: 9
Coding region: 118-981 (287 amino acids)
Cellular component (GO): cytoplasm
Molecular function (GO): metal ion binding; lactoylglutathione lyase activity
Source: RefSeq, a predicted model, not a curated record